Dendrobium catenatum is the source of this 375-nucleotide messenger RNA. RefSeq lists its product as uncharacterized. Lineage: Eukaryota; Viridiplantae; Streptophyta; Magnoliopsida; Asparagales; Orchidaceae. Gene Ontology annotation, biological process: DNA-templated DNA replication; DNA synthesis involved in DNA repair. Gene Ontology annotation, cellular component: delta DNA polymerase complex. The transcript is spliced from 2 exons. The record is from RefSeq and is a predicted model, not a curated record. Gene Ontology annotation, molecular function: DNA-directed DNA polymerase activity. Bases 1 to 375 code for a protein of 124 amino acids.
AUGGCUUCCGCCGACAUCAAGGGUUACUUCCGGCAGAAGAAGGGAGGCGUAUCCAAGAAACUCGCUUCCUCCUCCAGGAAGAAGUCCGGCAAAUCAAGCGUCGGCACGAUCUGUCUACCGGAGCCCACAGAAACCCCAUCCCUCACGGCCCACGGCAAGUUUGAUCGCCAAGAUGAAUACGGGGAUGGGGACGAGAAACUGAAGCAAUUCGACAUGGAUAUGAGGUACGGGCCAUGUGUCGGGAUCAGUAGGCUCGAGCGCUGGAAGAGGGCGUGCUCUAUGGGGCUUAAUCCACCUCCGGAGAUCGGAAAUCUUCUCCGAACCUUGUCGAAAUCAAAUCCCAAGCUGGAAUGCCUUUGGGAAGGAAGGGUUUGA